Molecule: messenger RNA, 1137 nt
Organism: Paramisgurnus dabryanus
Lineage: Eukaryota; Metazoa; Chordata; Actinopteri; Cypriniformes; Cobitidae
Source: RefSeq, a predicted model, not a curated record
CGUUAGCACAGCUACACUAACCUUAUGUCUGGAAAUAAUUGGAAACAAACAAGAAAACCGUGUUCUGCCAUCACCUGACGUUCCCGUUUUCCGGGGAUAGUCCCGUUUUUUGGUGUUCUGUCCCCGACUGGAGCUGUCCUCGGAAAACACGUCAUGUUUCUUGCCACUGGGGACUCAUUCAGGACCAUAGUGUCCAGCUACAGGGUUGGGGUCUCCACGGUGUGCAAGAUUGUCCCCCAGGUAGUGACUGCCAUCUGGGACUGCCUUGUGGAGGACUACAUGGCUGUGCCCACCACUGAUACCUGGAGGUCCAUUGCAGAGGGAUUACAGGAGUGGUGGAACUUCCCUCUGUGCUAUGGAGCAGUGGAUGGGAAGCAUGUGGUAAUAAAGGCACCCCCCAACUCAGGAUCCCAGUUUCACAAUUCAGGGGGAACCUUCUCCAUCGUUCUCCUUGCAGUUGGGGAUGCAAAGUAUUGCUUCCGGGUAAUCAAUGUUGGGGGGUAUGGCAGGACCAGUGACGGUGGGAUUCUGGCAAACUCCGCCUUUGGACAGGCUCUCCAGGCUGGCACACUAGGACCCCAGCCCCAUGUCUUCGUGACUGAUAGGGCAUUCCCGCUGCGAAGGAACCUCAUGCGGCCCUUCCCUGGACGCUCCCUUCCUCCAGGGAGGCGUGUCUUUAAUUACUGUCUCUCCAGAGCCUGGCUGGUGGUGGAGAACGCCUUUGGCAUCCUCUCCUCACAGUGGAGGAUGUACCAGUGACUUAUCGAGCUCCACCCUGAAGUUGCAGAGAAGUGUGUGAAGGUGACGUGUGUCUUCCACAACUUCAUGAGGUGUUCGGAGUGGAGAGAAGCAUCUGCUGUCCUGGAGAGGACCCGAAGCCAGGUUUGGGUCGGGUUGUGUCAAACAACUACUCCAGAGGGGCAGUCCGGGUGAGGGAUGUGUUCAUGGCACACUUCUCGGCGGAGGAAGCAGUAGCGUGGUAGCGGACAGAGUAGUGUUUGAAGUCCUACUCAUGACUUCCCCACAUUGGCUCUUUUAAGAGCCACCCACAAACCUAUAAAGAGCAUCACAAAAGAGUUUUACCUCCUUUAUAUGUAUGUAUGUAUAUACACAGACCUGGGUAGAUUACUUGUAAUU